This is a messenger RNA of Pungitius pungitius (ninespine stickleback), 4158 nucleotides long. RefSeq names its product protein phosphatase 2, regulatory subunit B', gamma a (gene ppp2r5ca). The transcript has 16 exons. Gene Ontology annotation, cellular component: nucleus; cytosol; protein phosphatase type 2A complex. Bases 266 to 1990 code for a protein of 574 amino acids. The record is from RefSeq and is a predicted model, not a curated record. Lineage: Eukaryota; Metazoa; Chordata; Actinopteri; Perciformes; Gasterosteidae. Gene Ontology annotation, molecular function: protein phosphatase activator activity. Gene Ontology annotation, biological process: protein dephosphorylation; signal transduction.
GAGCUCAAGAAGACCGACGGCGAACAUUAAAGGUCCUGUUCCUCCACGCACCUAUCUCUUUUUCUUUGUUCUCUUUUUUUAAAAGACACGUGACUCGUGGCAUGCCGCCACCGAGGACAUGCUGUCAGCUCUCGGCCACGUGAUGUUUGGAUGGUGAGUUGUGAAAAGCCACAUCAGUGUGUGUCCGGACGCGUUAACCAGGCAUCUGCUGUCAGUGUGUGACCACAGCCCCGAACCUGCUGACAUCGGGGAUCCCCGUCUGAGGAUGCCUCACGGGAGCAAAAGAGAAAAGGAAACUAAAUCUGGCAAAUCUGGGAAAUCCGGAAGCAAAAAUGGCCCUGCAGAAAACCAAGAUGGCUCCAAUAAGAAAGUGCCUCCCGCAGCUCAGGUGAUGAGGGUGAAGCAGCCGGGGUCACACUCGGCCACCAAGAGGGAGAAGAGGUUCAGCACUUCCUCUUUCCCCCUCAGUGCUAACAGAGAGCUGCAGAAACUGCCUGCACUUGCAGAUGUGGCCCCCGCAGAGCAGGAGAAGCUCUUCAUCCAAAAGCUGCGGCAGUGCUGCGUUCUGUUUGACUUCCUGUCCGACCCGCUGAGCGACCUGAAAUGGAAGGAAGUGAAGAGGGCGGCGCUGAGCGAAAUGGUGGAGUACAUCACCCACAACAGGAACGUCAUCACAGAGCCCAUCUACCCGGAGAUGGUGCACAUGUUUGCGGUGAAUAUGUUCCGAACAUUGCCUCCUUCGUCCAACCCCACCGGCGCAGAGUUUGAUCCAGAGGAAGACGAGCCGACACUUGAAGCGGCUUGGCCACACCUGCAGCUCGUCUAUGAAUUUUUUCUUAGGUUUUUAGAAUCGCCCGACUUUCAGCCCAACAUAGCCAAGAAAUACAUCGAUCAGAAAUUUGUAAUGCAGCUCCUAGACCUAUUUGACAGUGAGGAUCCCAGAGAGAGAGACUUCCUCAAAACCACCCUGCACAGGAUUUAUGGAAAGUUCCUGGGGCUGAGAGCAUACAUCAGGAAACAGAUCAAUAACAUUUUCUAUAGAUUUAUCUAUGAAACGGAGCACCAUAAUGGUAUAGCUGAACUGCUGGAAAUACUUGGAAGUAUAAUCAAUGGAUUUGCCUUACCACUCAAGGAAGAGCACAAGAUUUUUCUGUUGAAGGUUUUAUUGCCUCUGCACAAAGUGAAAUCCCUCAGUGUCUACCAUCCACAGUUGGCCUACUGCGUUGUGCAGUUUUUGGAAAAGGACAGCACUCUCACUGAGCCGGUGGUAAUGGCCUUACUCAAGUACUGGCCAAAGACUCACAGUCCCAAGGAAGUGAUGUUCCUCAACGAGCUGGAGGAGAUCCUGGACGUCAUCGAGCCCUCUGAGUUCGUUAAAGUGCAGGAGCCGCUCUUCAGGCAGCUGGCCAAGUGUGUGUCCAGCCCACACUUCCAGGUGGCGGAGAGAGCGCUGUACUACUGGAACAACGAGUACAUCAUGAGUCUGAUCAGCGACAACGCAGCCAAGAUUCUGCCUAUUAUGUUCCCCGCGCUGUACCGCAACUCCAAGACCCACUGGAACAAGACCAUCCACGGCCUCAUCUACAAUGCUCUGAAGCUCUUCAUGGAGAUGAAUCAGAAGCUCUUUGACGACUGCACGCAGCAGUUCAGGGCCGAGAAAAACAAAGAGAAGGCAAAGUCAAAAGAACGUGAAGAGGCCUGGGUCAAGAUCGAGAACCUCGCCAAGUCAAAUCCACAGUUCUUUAUGUAUGUUGAUUCCUCUGACCUCAAUAGUCCUGUAGCAAUGGAGACGGAUGUCCCUUUGAUAGAAGAUGUUCAGAGGUUAAAAAAGACAGUUGAGGCGGGCGCAACUCAGUUGCAGCAUGACCAGCGGAAAGAGCGGCAUCUGGUGCGACGCAAAUCUGAGUUGCCUCAGGAUAUCUACACCACAAAAGCCUUGGAGUCCCACCGCAGAGCUGAAGACAUGUUGACCACCAAUGAUGGACUCUAGGUCCCGCCCCCUGCCGACUCUUUGUUCCACGGCCCCCCCGCCCUUUGACCCUCGACAGCCAUGGAAAUUCUCGUCGCCCGAAUUACACCGGCGAUGUGGGGAAAUCCACGCCUCCCCCCACUCGCAGCCCACCAAGGAGUCUCCGUUGUCCUUCAUUCCUGCUUCCCCAGUGCGGAUGUCUCCUCCCCUCAGAUUUCUGCUUUCUCAGGUUUUUUUCUUUAUUCGGAGAGGCCGUUUCUUUUUUAGCCCUCGUCACAUUGAUUCUGUUGCCCGUAUUAUAUCCCCCCCCCCAUAGGUUCUUCUUGACUUGCUUUCUCCUUCCAUCCCCCGUUGCAUUCGCUGUAAAUGUGGAACCUGGGAGUGCGUGUGCGGGACAGCUGGUUCCUUCAUUCCCAACGCGGUGGAUGUGACUCGCUGUUGUCUUUCGGUCUCCGCACUUGGUUUUCUUUUCUUUUCUGUCAAAUGGGACAAAAUCAUCAGAACGGUCAGAUGAGAAAUUCCUGUCAUUUGUUUUAUCUUUUCAGAGUUGUUUGCUUAAUCUAACAGAUCUCUUCUCCGUGCCAAGAUUGUUGUGUUCCAUAUAUUUUCUUUUUUGUCUGACUUCAACAGGGACACCUGCCUUUUUAUUUAAUUUUUUUUGUCAGUGUUUGAAAGGCUCUUUGGGGUUAUUAAAGUUUAGCACACCAGACCAACCUGAGACUUGUCCUUAGCCUUGCAAUGUCCAGGAAAGGUGGCGAGGAAAGAGGAAGCUGUCCUGUGGACACCAGACACUUUCCAUUUUUUUUUCUUUUGUGCCAUAUGCAACUCUUUUAUAUGCUUGCUCUCCUUAAGUUCAUUGGCAAUAUUUGAAAACCAGACCAUAGUGAUGACUGGACAGUUUAAACAAUGGUACUUGCUGUUUCUAAUGAUGAAGUUGAGUGAAAGCCGUGGGUGUCUGCUACCUUUUGUUGCCGUAGCAACUAUCCAGAGUUAAAAUAAAGCACGGGGGGGCCCUCAGUUGCGCACACCGGCUGCAUACUGAUAAGGAGAUGAGUGUGAGGUAUUUAAGGUGAGUGGUGGGUUUUAUAUAUAUAAUUACUGUCAAAUCUUUAUCUGUAAGGAAAUAUAUUGACAGAUUUUUUUUGUUUUUGUUGAAUGGGUUCGGACGAACAGAUCUGUAGCAUCUCGACACCUACAAAUUCUACUCACUGAUUCAUUCAUUCAUUUAUUCUUUUCCAAGAACAGGGAGGUGUUGUGACUAUUAAUAGAGCUAAAGAGUUAUGUUAUUAAAAUUGUAAUGUCCUUUAAUUAAAGAUAAAUAUUAAUUUAUUAAAUUUAAGUGCUGGUAAUCAUACUGACAUUAAAUGUUUAAUACAAAACAUGAAAGCUAUCAAAAAGAUGAAUUCCUUAACGUUUGAAGGCGUGGCCUGUUUGGUGCCACUAUUCCUCAUUUUAGUUGUCUUGUCGAGUGGGGAUCCUCUUCAGGGAGGACUGUUAAAAGUAGGAUAACAUCUUCCAGUCAGUACCAUUGUUUAAACGUAGGAGGUCUGCUAGAUUUCUUCAUAUUUGAUGUGUUGUAUUUCUCUGUCUCGACUCUGGAGGUUAAGUAGCGUGGAUGUCAGGUUUUAUUUAGUUCUGAGACAGACUGGUAUCAAACGGCCACUAAAAUGCCAGAAGCUGAUAAUAAACUGACAUUGUGACUUGGCUUGUGAACUGUAUUAAUACUGUAUUUGCUUGAAUGCAAAAAGAUGUAAAUUAAAACUACCAUGUUAAACAUGUACCUUUUACCCUGGAGGAAUGCCAUUCACCAACUGAUUUUGGUCGUCCAGUUCAUUGCGUUUCUGAAACAAUCCGGCUUGCCGGGAGAGAUGUUUUUUUUAUAGAUUUUAUUAGUUUGAGUCAAGAGAUGUUUGAAGUUUAUUUUAGUUGUCCGUGAUAAAGAGAUGAUUUAAGAAUCAUUCGGUGGCUUGUUCUCUUUCUGCAGGAUCUUAGCAGAUAUUUUUAAUUUCACAUAUUUCCAAAACAUGACAAUUUAAAGUGUCCUUUUUGUGUGACCUGUACUAUAGGAUUCAUUUAAUAUUGUAUAUAUGAUUUAUCUUGUUUCAUGUAGUGUUAUAUAUCUAGAUUAAUUUUGUACAAAUUGUCCCUCUGUACAGAAUAAAACAUCAAUAGCAAGUGAAAGAAGUCAA